Molecule: messenger RNA, 2802 nt
Organism: Uncinocarpus reesii 1704
Lineage: Eukaryota; Fungi; Ascomycota; Eurotiomycetes; Onygenales; Onygenaceae
Exons: 8
Coding region: 1-2802 (933 amino acids)
Molecular function (GO): protein binding
Source: RefSeq, a predicted model, not a curated record
AUGUCCUUGAAGCAGGAAAUAGAGACGUGGGUUCAGGCUCUGGGACAUUACGACAAUAAUGAAUUCGAAGAUGCGCUCAAAUCGUUCUCCAAUAUCGCCGACACCUCGAAGAUUUUGUUUAACUGCGGUGUGAUAUAUGCGACCUUGGGGGAACAUGCCAAAGCUGUUGACUUCUAUCAGAGAGCGAUCGCCCUCGAUAAGUACUUUGCAAUUGCGUAUUUUCAGGAAGGUGUCUCGAAUUUCCUUCUCGGCGACUUUGAGGAAGCGCUUGUCAAUUUCAACGAUACUUUACUCUACUUGAGAGGAAAUACGUCAAUCGAUUAUGAACAAUUGGGACUCAAGUUCCAGCUGUUCUCCUGCGAAGUUUUGUUUAAUCGGGGAUUAUCGUACAUCUACCUCAAUCAAAUCGACCAAGGCAUGCAGGACCUCGAUUAUGCCUCCAAGGAGAAAUUCAAGCCAGACCAUGAUGUCAUCGACGAAGCAAUAAAGGAGAGUGCGGAGGGCUACACCGUCUUUUCUAUCCCGGUUGGCGUUGUAUACCGGCCAAGUGAAGCAAAAGUAAAAAAUUUGAAAACAAAGGAGUAUUUGGGAAAGGCUAGACUCGUUGCAGCAUCUGACCGCGGAAACGCGUUCAUCGGAUUCCAGGGCUCUGAAAUCAAACGAACUAGGACGCUCGAUACCGGCAAAGAUGACAGACCCACUGAUGCGAUCUCGUAUGCCGCAACCAACUUGGUACAAAAGAAUUUGGUUGGAAGAGGACGACAACAGUCAGAACCGCCGAUAAAUCGGAAUAUGUUCCCCCCAACACCCCCACCAGAUAACGAUAAACCACAAUCAUUCUUCGGCGGUAGCUCUAGUGCUAAUUCUACAAAGCCAACGAGAUCGACAUCUGUGCGAGAACCACCCUUCCCUGUGGUUCAGCGAAGCAUGGACAAUGGUGAUGUGCCCCAGGUGGAGAGACUUCGAAUCGGAGCUACCCGGUCGGCCUCUGAAUCGAGAGGACCCGGAGUAAGGUCGCAAUUUCCUGCAAAACCGCGCAAUCAAAAUCAACCUUUGUACCGAGAGACUACAGGUGAUCGGCGCCAAAAGGGUUCGACCUUCAUCCCCUUAUCCGAGGAAGAGGAUGCCAGUGCAAUUUACAAUAUGUAUUCGGGUACUGAACCUCCGCGGAGCGUGUAUGCUCCACGUUACAGAAACACCAGGCAGCCAGUUUAUCCUGAUGAAGACGGCUACGAGAGCGAUGCUUACGAAGAUGACUCUAUUGGCGAUACACAGUUUGAGAUGAUCGGGGCCCCUCCGCCUGCGCGCAGGCGCACUACGGGCUCGAGACGGUCAGAUAUUAAGAAGAUCCGUGUGAAGGUCCACGCGGACCAGGAUACUCGCUUUAUCAUGAUUGGCCCCUCAAUCGAGUUCGGUGCUCUCGAAGGGAAGAUAAGGGGAAAGUUUGGCUUCAAAUCUAAACUGAAGAUCAAGAUGCGAGACGACGGCGACAUGGUAACAUUGGGCGACCAGGAUGAUUUGGACAUGCUUCUUCAAACAGCGAAACAGGUCGCACGGAGAGAAAAUAAUGAAAUGGCUCCCUCCACCGCGUGGCCCGUUUUGCAUCGUUUCAACUGUUUUGCCCAAUUGCGAUUUUGCAGAGUAACCUUGCAAGAUGAUCAUGAAUCGGUGAUAAUGGCAGACAUUACCUUUGUUGUCAAUGGACUCUUGAAAUCCCAUGGCGUGUCAGGCAUCCCGAACCGCGAAGGCCGCAGGGCCAAGUACCAGACAGUGGACGAGUUCUUGAAGGAAGCAUACCGAAUAUCAAUCCGGCAAGCGUACCUCUCCACCGCACCUCGUCCGCCUGUGUCCCGCCGACAAACACACCAAUCCUCCACAUCAAUCGCAAGUCUCCAGUCCGGCAACACCUCCCUUCAUCUAGAGCAACAUCUAACCGACGAAGAGCGGGACUCCAUCGACUCCUCCACCGCCAUACUUCUCCGCGACCUCUCCUCGUCCAUCGAAAACCUCGCAUCCGCCGAAACCCUCCGGCAAGAGACGCAAUCAAGCCUCUUCCGCAAGAAAUUCGGAUACAAGCUGAACAGCCGGAUAUGGAAGUGGGCUGGCGGCGGGGCAGAUGGCGCGGAGCAGGCGUCUCGGAGUGCGGAGCAGGAGGUUGCGGAGGAUUCGGAGAAGACGAUGAAGACGGUGAGGGAGAAUGUGCUUUGGUUGUUGCGCAGGAGGCUGGAAGCUGCGGUGGAGGUGCAGAGGGCGAUGGUGGAGAAGAGGAUUGAGAGGGCGAAGGAGAAGGAGAAGAGUAUCUUGUAUAAGAGUGGGCGGGCGUCAGUGAGUGGUGGUGCUGGUGCUGGUGCUGCGGCGCAGGGUCGGGCAAGUGAGUACCAGGCAAUGUUGGAUGAUGAUGUUGCGAAGACAAAGGCGCCAGUUAGGGUGCAUGAUCCGUUUGUGGAUGAGAAGAUGAUGGCGGAUAUUGAGUCGCAGCUUUCACCAGAGCAGUUGCAGCUGUUUGCGCAGGAGAACGAUACCAUGCUGAAGCAUUAUGAAGAUACACUGAGUAAAGUUCAGAACGCCGAAAAGUCGCUCUUGGAAAUUGGUUCGUUACAACAGACACUGGUCGCUCACCUUUCGACGCAGGAAGAUUAUAUCAGUCAAUUGGUGACGGAUGCGAGCACUACACAUACAAACAUUGGGCGCGGAAACCAGGAACUGAAGCGUGCGAAUGAGAGAAAGAGUACAGCACGAGCAGUGUUCUGGGGCACAGUUGGAUUGUGUACAGGGCUUAUUAUCUGGGAUGCUAUUUUCUAA